Molecule: messenger RNA, 1524 nt
Organism: Chlamydomonas reinhardtii
Lineage: Eukaryota; Viridiplantae; Chlorophyta; Chlorophyceae; Chlamydomonadales; Chlamydomonadaceae
Exons: 8
Coding region: 74-823 (249 amino acids)
Molecular function (GO): cytochrome-b5 reductase activity, acting on NAD(P)H
Source: RefSeq, a predicted model, not a curated record
GUUAUAGGUUGUCCAGUAUAAAGCCUGCUGAACCUUACGUAGAAGCAUCUCGGCAGCAAGCCCAACUGCAAGAAUGCUUUCGCAAGCCGCUGUCUCGUUCCGCUCGCGCUACUCCAGCGCGCUGCUCGCUGCAGCUGCUGUGUCGGGCACAGCCUAUGCCGCGCUCAACCGCGAGGGCACGAGCGUUGCGCACGCCGAGGCUGCCAAGCCGGCUAGCACCACCGCGCUGGACCCCAACGAGUUCCGGGCGUUCAAGCUCAAGGAGAAAAAGCAGCUGACCAAGAACACCUUCCUGUACAGGUUCGAGCUUCCGGACAACCAGACGUCGGGCAUCUUCACCGCAUCCUGCCUGGUGACGCGCGCCAUGCUCAAGGCCAAGCCGGAGGACGACAAGCCCAAGGCCGUCAUCCGGCCCUACACGCCCACCUCCGCCAACGAGGCCAGGGGCUACCUGGACCUGGUGGUCAAGGUGUACGACCAGAUCUCGCUGGUGUACGCCAGUGUGAGCGAGAGCGACAUCAUCCUCAAGGACAAGCUGGACGCGCUGGCUGCCGCGCACCCCGCGCAGCUGUCGGUGCACUACGUGGUUGACAAGGCGGCAUGGGGCGGCCUGUUCUGGAAGGGCAGCCAGGGCCGGGUCAGCAAGGAGCUGCUGGCGGCGCAGCUGCCCGCCGCCUCCAAGGACAGCCUGGUCAUGGUGUGCGGCCCGCCCGGCAUGAUGGUGGCGGUCAGCGGCAACAAGGCGCCCGACUACUCGCAGGGCGAGGUGAGCGGCCUCCUCAAGGAGCUGGGCUUCGACUCCUCCAACGUCUACAAGUUCUAAACACGUGUGACACAGACACCGGGAUGCUAUGGCCGAUCCGGGAUGCUAUCGGCGAUCCGGGAUGCUACCGCCGAUGCUACCGGCGACUCGCCAGCCUGGCGGGCUCCGGUCCCUCUCUAGUGCUGAUGGUCGGUGUAUGGCGGCGGUGGCAAUGUACGGUGGCGGUGCCCUGUGUGUGUUAGGUGAGGCUGGAGUCAGGAGCCCUGGAAGGGAGAGGCGGCGGCUGGGCGGCUUACCGUGUGUACGGUGUGGUGUGGUGUCGUACAUACAGCCGUGUGCGCGACCUGGUGCAUGUGGAUUCAGGUUGCUCGUGAUAGGGUUAUAGGAUCCACGAAUGAGGGUCUGUUGGCGGUUAGGCACGCCUGCGUCCAGACAUGCGUGUGUGUAUGUGAUCUUUCGCUGAGGCGAUGCGAGGUGCCGGGGGCCAGGGGGGGGCCUUGGGGGGGCCCUGCGUGCCGUCCACGCGGAAGAAUCAGCGGUGAGCCGUAUCGGGCCUUUAUUGGGCGACCGACCAGAUGCUAACUGUUGAGUGCCAGUGGCGUAAACCGCAACCGGGCGUGUAGCGAGACUCAGCAGGUGGGCGUGCCUGCACGGGGUUGCAUCUAGAGCAGGGCGUCGUACUACUAGCGAGUGUUUGCUGGCUCGUGAGCUGCGUGCCUGCGCCAGCACUCAGCAGAUCCGUCGUGUAACCCAUGCAAUCU